AUGAAUAACCCGUAUCGCAAAAGCAGCUAUGGUGGGAACGACGGCGCUGGCUCAACGGAUAUGCCACGGCGAUCUAUGGACUCCAAUGGCAACCCUAUCGACGCAGCUUCUACUGGGUACCGUCAUAGCAUUGAUCCCGGGCGAGGCUCGGGCUCUGGAGGUCACGGGGGUAUGUUCAGUAUCCCUGAAUACUCGAGUCCUCCAUCAGAGUACAACUCUUCAGCUGGGUCAGGAACCCAUGUCAACGGGCAAAACCGAUACUUUCACUCUAGGAGAGUCAAGAUUGGCGAGGUUGAGAAACCGUGGUUGGAGAAGACCAAUCCCAAAGAAAAAUGGGUCUCAAUCCUUCCCAUUCUCGCGAUUCUCUUCGGCCUCGUUGGCUCUGGUUUCCUCGUCUGGGACGGCAUAAGAAGUGUGGUCAAGAACAAGUAUUGUCCUGUCCUUGACGAGGACUUCAGCCAGGGUCUGAACCCGAACAUUUGGACUAAAGAAGUCGAAGUCGGCGGAUAUGGAAAUGGCCAGUUCGAGCAGACAACUGGUGGGGACGACAAUGUUUAUAUCGAGAACGGGAAUCUUGUCAUCAAGGCGACUAUGCAAGAUCCAAAGUUGAUGCAGAAGAACAACGUCAUCAAUCUUCUCAAGGCCGGUACCUGUACCUCUAAAACUUGGUCCAACUGUGUUGCUGCCACCAACGUGACCACAGGGAACAACACUGUGGUCCCCCCUGCCAGGUCAGGUCGUAUCAACACCAAAAAAGGAGCCAACAUCAAGUACGGUCGUAUUGAGGUCACUGCAAAGCUCCCCGAGGGUGACUGGCUCUGGCCCGCUAUUUGGAUGCUUCCUAGGCAGAGCGUGUACGGUACUUGGCCCAGAUCUGGAGAAAUCGACAUCAUCGAAUCACGCGGAAACAACUGGACCUACAAACAGGGCGGAAAUGACAUCGUAUCCUCCGCCCUCCACUGGGGUCCCAACUCUGCCAACGAUGGUUGGUGGAAGACCAACAACAAGCGAAAGGCUUUGCACACUACUUACAGUGCUGGCUUCAAUAUGUUCGGCUUGGAGUGGUCAGAAAAAUACCUCUUCACCUAUGUCAACACUCGCCUCCUUCAAGUCACAUACACCAACUUUAAGAAGCCUAUGUACAAGCGAGGCGGAUUUCCUGACGUGGACCAGAAUGGUACUCGACUCACUGAUCCUUGGCUCAACGCCAAAGAUGUCAACGCACCUUUCGAUCAGGAGUUUUACCUCAUCCUCAAUGUGGCUGUUGGUGGUACAAACGGUUGGUUUGAGGAUGGUAAGUCAGGCAAGCCUUGGUACGAUGCUUCUCCUACAGCCAAGAAGGACUUUUGGGAUGCUCGAGAACAGUGGUAUCCUACUUGGAAACAACCACAGCUCGAGGUUAGCCGAGUUGUUAUGAUGCAGCAGUGCAACGGUAAUGAGGAUUUAUAA
Fusarium sp. VM40 is the source of this 1449-nucleotide messenger RNA. The record is from the annotation of a GenBank genome assembly. Lineage: Eukaryota; Fungi; Ascomycota; Sordariomycetes; Hypocreales; Nectriaceae.